AUGGCAAGACGUCAGUUUCAUGAAAGGCCAGACUUCAUUAACACUUUAACCAAUGCUGAACUUGUUGACAGAUACAGACUAGAUAGAGAUGGGAUUUUGUAUUUGCAUGAAAGUUUGAAAGAUAUCUUAGAUCCAGCAACAAACAGGAACAAUAGUGUAUCCUCAUUACAUCAGAUUCUGAUAACACUUAGAUACUAUGCAACUGGAGGUAUCCAACUAAAUGAUGCGGAUAUCCAUGGAAUCUCUCAGCCAACAGUGUCAAGAUGUAUUAGUAAAGUUACUGAUGCCCUGUGUUCACCUGCAUUCAUAAGGAGACACAUAUCUUUUCCAGUUGACCAAGAAGAAGUUAGGAAAGUAAAUGCUGGUUUUUUUGGAGUUGCAGGUUUUCCACAUGUAAUUGAUGUUAUAGAUGGCACUCACAUUCAGAUUAAGGCACCAGUUGUAGAGGAAGCUUCUUAUGUUAAUCGUAUGGGUUACCAUUCGAUAAACACACAGGUUGUUUUUGAUGACACUGAUAGGAUAACAGAUGUGGUGGCAAGAUGGCCUGGUUCUACUCACGACAGUAGAAUCCUACGUGAGAGUGCCUUAAGCACAAUACUUGAGGGUGGCCAUGUUCCAGGGCCGCAUAAUUACUUGUUAGGAGACAGUGGGUAUCCGUGCAAGAAGUGGCUGCUUACCCCCUAUUUGAAUCCACCAGCAGGAUCCCAAACAGAAUAUAACAAGGCCCACAAGAGAACAAGAGCCAAAGUUGAGAGGGCCAUUGGCCAGUUCAAAAGAAGAUGGGGCAUCUUGCAUGGUGAGGUUCGUCUAACUCCUGAGAAGGCGUGCAGGGUCAUAAUGGCAUGUGCAGUUUUACAUAACAUAUGCAGGGACAGAAACAUUCCAUUUGAAAAUGGGGUUCCAAAUCUGAACAAUGCUCCUAACAAUGUUUACCAGGGUGCUCAAAAUGGUCUCCAGUACCGCAACAUUAUAGCAGCUACAUACUUCUAAGUGAA
Molecule: messenger RNA, 995 nt
Organism: Mercenaria mercenaria
Lineage: Eukaryota; Metazoa; Mollusca; Bivalvia; Venerida; Veneridae
Product: putative nuclease HARBI1
Exons: 4
Coding region: 1-990 (329 amino acids)
Source: RefSeq, a predicted model, not a curated record